Molecule: messenger RNA, 516 nt
Organism: Acanthocheilonema viteae
Lineage: Eukaryota; Metazoa; Nematoda; Chromadorea; Rhabditida; Onchocercidae
Source: the annotation of a GenBank genome assembly
AUGAAUAUGUAUAACAACGAGCAAGAAAUGACUCCACGACCACGAAAGAAUUUCGGGACUCCUCGUACUACGACUUCCAUGAAGGACAGUCAUUUCCACAAUCCUUUUAGAAGUCCUUAUGCUUUCCCAGCAUUCUCAGAUUACGCAACGGUGCCUAGUCCUCAUUCGCCUUUUCGUUAUAAUUCGCCUUAUCAACAUCAGAAGCGACACUGCUAUCCAUGUGCACCAGCUUAUUCAAUAAGCAAUCUCACCAGCGCCCAACAUCCUCCGAAUUGGCAUAAUCCAUUGGGAGCAUCAUCGCCAUACAUCUCUAAAAAUCCACAGAACAUGAUACAAGGACGUGGUGGUUUCUCUUCAAUUUCUCCCGACAUUAGACGCUAUGACCAUAAGAAUUCAAGAACGAUACGUCUUGCUGAACAAUUUGAUGUCAACGACUAUGUGAUACCGGCUAUGACAUCUAAUCCUUGGUCGAAGUUAGAAGAAUUUUAUGCUAAUCGUCGAUUGGAUGAACAAUAA